UCCUGUUUGGGUCGUCCCAAAAAAGAUGGACGCCUCUGGAGAACAAAAAUGGCGAGUAGUAAUAGACUAUCGCAAACUCAAUGAAUGUACCAUUGACGAUAAAUACCCUCUCCCUAAUAUCUCCGAUCUCUUAGACCAACUUGGAAAAUGUCAAUAUUUCACAACUCUAGAUCUUGCCUCCGGUUUCCAUCAGAUCGAAAUCGAUCCCAAAGACAUUCCUAAAACAGCUUUCUCCGCAGAAAACGGACAUUACGAAUUUACUCGUAUGCCUUUUGGACUCAAAAAUGCACCGUCCACAUUCCAGCGUGUCAUGGACAACAUUCUCCUAGGUAUUUUAAACGAGCGAUGUCUUGUCUACAUGGACGACAUCAUAGUAUACUCUCCUACCAUUCACGACCACAUUUCCCGUCUUACUGAAGUCUACCAAGAUAAAUUUGACCUAUCGCAAAUCUAUUACGUCGAAAAUCAACUCGAAUUACCAAUUUUAGAAAUAUUUUCGUUUAUCUUUGCCGAUAAAAAAAUAAAAAUCAGAAUAUGUCAAGAUGUCAUUAAAACCCCAGAACAAGACGAAAUACCCCCAAUAUUGGAUCACUAUCACCGUGGUAAAAGCAAUCUCCAUCGGGGAAUAAAUGAGACCAUACGAAGAAUAAAAGAAAAGUAUAAUUGGCAAGGCAUCACAAAGGAUGUAGAAAAUUUUAUAAAAAAUUGUGAAAUCUGUCAAAAGGUGAAGAUAUGUAGGAAGAACUUAAGCAACCCGUUAGUCAUUACCGAAACACCUAAAACACCAUUCGAAAGAGUUAACAUAGAUCUUUUCGAAUACCUUACUAGAAAUUACGCUCUAACUAUCAGAGACGAGCUCACUAAAUUUACCCAAGCAUUUCUUGGACUGAUUCCAGUCAUCUACCCCCAGUAUACGUUAACCCCAAUUAACAACACCGUUGGAGUCUUCUUUCAUGAAGAAACCAAUCUCAAAAUUUCAAACGACAAAUGGACCCUCCUGGUAUACAAAGACAUGCAACCAAUCAGAGAUGUUAUCGACAAAAAUGACAGAAUCUUAGACAAUUUAUUAGAUACUAUUGAAGAAAAUGUACCUCGAAUGCUGGCAUUCAAAUCUGAAGUCCAAACUCACAUGUCUCCUCAAACAAAUAUCUAG
Molecule: messenger RNA, 1153 nt
Organism: Diabrotica virgifera virgifera (western corn rootworm)
Lineage: Eukaryota; Metazoa; Arthropoda; Insecta; Coleoptera; Chrysomelidae
Exons: 3
Coding region: 26-1153 (375 amino acids)
Source: RefSeq, a predicted model, not a curated record